GCAUUAUUAGUCCAUCGGCACUUUCAGUCACAUAAAGACGCGAAUUUUAUUUGAUUUGCAAAUUCUAAUUUUGUUUUUGGUUUUUUAGACUAAAUAAAAGUGUUAAAUUAAAUAAUGUCCAAACUUCCUCCAACAUUUAUUGCGGAUUUCCACGAUGAAAAGCUCUGCAAGCGCAUGGAAUAUCGUAAAUUCGGUCUCACCGGAUUACAGGUGUCCAAAGUGGCUUUGGGCACUGGCACUUUGAGUGAUUUCUAUGGUGAUCUUGAUGUGGAUGAAGCGAUAAAGACUAUACACUCAGCUAUCAAGUUAGGUAUUAAUUACAUCGACACGGCACCAUUUUAUGGACAAGGUCGUUCGGAGGAAGUUUUGGGUAUGGCUUUGAAAGACGUGCCCAGGGAAGCUUAUUAUAUUGCUACAAAAGUUGGACGUUAUGAAAAAACGUUUGAAAAUAUGAUUGAUUUCUCCGCUAAAAAGACUAGAGAGAGUGUGGAGAAGAGUUUGCGAUUGCUUGGCCUUGACUACGUUGACAUCAUACAGAUCCAUGACAUCGAAUUCGCUAAAGACCUUGACAUUGUGAUAAACGAAUGCCUGCCGGAAUUGGAGAAAAUCGUAAAAGAAGGAAAAGCUAAAUUUAUUGGUGUAACCGGAUAUCCGUUGUCACGCUUAAAGGAAUGCAUUGAGCGGGCGCCAAGUAAAUUUGAUUCAGUAUUGGCUUAUGCGCGUUACACCUUACUGGAUGACUCGCUCAAGUCCUAUAUGGACUUCUUUCAGCAAAAUAAUUUGGGUAUAGUGUGCGCUUCCGGUCAUGCACUUGGCCUUCUGACCAACGCUGGACCGCAGGUAUGGCAUCCAGCCGGUGAGGAAAUAAAAGAUAUAUGCCGGAAGGCUGCCAACAUUUGCAAGGAGGCUAAUGUUGAACUCGGCAAGUUGGCCAUGUACUACUUUACGCAGUUAGACGGUGCAAGCACUUUCUUAACCGGUAUGCAAACACGCAAGCUAUUGAAUAUCAAUCUGUCAGCAUACUAUAAUGGACUGACCAAAAAGGAGCAGGAAGUCUUGCAACUAUUACGCGAAACCGUUUUCACAAAGUCACUCAACUGGGAAGGAAACGAGUUGGAAACUUAUUGGGCCGCAAUGAAAGCAAAGAAACAAUAAUAAACCGUUUGAAAGUGUGUUUAUACAUCAGUGAAAUGUUUUUUUUUUUACUAAACAAAUAAAAUACGAUUGAAACAACUGCA
Messenger RNA from Bactrocera neohumeralis, 1238 nucleotides. RefSeq lists its product as uncharacterized. NCBI's taxonomy places the organism in Eukaryota, Metazoa, Arthropoda, Insecta, Diptera, Tephritidae. Gene Ontology annotation, molecular function: L-galactose dehydrogenase activity. Bases 115 to 1155 code for a protein of 346 amino acids. The transcript has 5 exons. The record is from RefSeq and is a predicted model, not a curated record. Gene Ontology annotation, cellular component: cytosol.